Aspergillus alliaceus is the source of this 1081-nucleotide messenger RNA. Its product is annotated as MOSC domain-containing protein. The transcript has a single exon. The record is from RefSeq and is a predicted model, not a curated record. Bases 46 to 762 code for a protein of 238 amino acids. Lineage: Eukaryota; Fungi; Ascomycota; Eurotiomycetes; Eurotiales; Aspergillaceae. Gene Ontology annotation, molecular function: pyridoxal phosphate binding; molybdenum ion binding; catalytic activity.
GAUACGAGGACGCUGCCUGAUUCCGAGCCCUUAAGGGCAUGAGUCAUGUGGCCCAUACUACCUUAUCAUCACAUCCACUCUAUGCCCCUCUUCUCUUCCAGACAAUUCCCAAGGAACGAUAAUAAGAAUUCAUCCCUCUCGAUCAGGAAAACCACAAUGGUAAUACUCAAACAGUGCCCAACCCAACCCCGGGUGUUAUCAGUAACGACCUCAUCAUCCCACAACUUCUCCAAAAACGCCGUCUCCUCCAUCAAUCUCAUCUCCGGGUAUGGCAUCGAAGGCGACUGCCACGCGGGCACAACCGUCCAGCACCGCUCUCGCCUACAUAUAAAACCGCCCCCAGCAAACCUCCGACAAGUACACCUCAUCCCGACAGAAAUACUGACUCAGGUCAGUUCUACGAUGUCAUCUGACAUGAAGAACCGGCUGAUGGCACCCGGUGCUCUGGGCCAAAAUAUAACUACAGAGGGAAUCGAUUUGUUAGGACUGGGAGUUGGGACCGAGCUGCAUUUUGUGGACGAUAACUCGGGCGGUGAGGAUGAAGCAGUUCUUGUUGUUACCGGGCUUCGGAAUCCGUGUCCUCAAAUUGAUAAGUUUCAGGCUGGAUUAAAGGAGCGGUUCUUGGUCCGGGAUGGGAAUCGUCGGAUUGUUGGGCGAUUGGCGGGGGUUAUGGCUACGGUGAAGCAAGGGGGGAUUAUCAAGCCUGGGAUGAGGGCUGUUGUUUUUGAGCCUGAGCGAUUUGUUGCGUUGGAAGCUGUGUGACUGUUCUUUGAUGAUGUUUUACUGUGGCGUAGACUUGUGCUUGGGAGAGGAUAACUUACUUACUAUGCUGGUUCCGUCUGAUCUGUUUGUGUUUGCGUUUGCGCGGCUGAUGGCAUCAUCGUUUUCUACAAAGAUAUCAAACUCGAUUAUAUGCUACUCAUUAUCAAUCAAUGUGCAUACUGUGGCAUAUCUGAAGUUUUUCAAAAUGUUUCCUACAAGCGACUAUCCAAGAGAACAAAUAAAUAUAAAAGAAGAUUAUCUCCUUGAUAAGAAUUCCACAUAGCCGGGAUCCCGCAUGCCGAGCAGCCGCUAAUGCAAC